AUGGUCCGCAAAUUUGACAAGAAAAACGCAACAACCUAUAGUGUGGUGCACAGGGCCCACGAUGAUGCUCGUUACUUUGAAGAGGACGCAUCGAAUGUGUUGGUGCCGACUGCUCAGACUCUGCGUUCCACCAAGAAAAAGGUCUUUACCAAACAUGAUCUCGAGAAUAAACUAAAAGACAAGCUAAGGGCCAAUGAAGGUAUGGCUGCUCAGUAUGGGAUAACUUUCGAUGACUCCAACUACGACUACAUGCAGCAUUUAAAACCUAUUGGCAAAUCUGAAGAUGGUGUUUUCAUUCAGGCCAAGGGAGGGCCGAAAGUGAAACAGAUGAGUUUAGAAGAGGCGCUUCGAGAGCAGCUCCCUUCAGAUGAAAAGAGGAAAGUGGCGCGGGAUUUGAAUCAAAGUAUACCCGAUGAAUUGAAAGGUUUCCAGCCUGAUAUGGACCCCAGAUUGCGGGAGGUCCUUGAGGCAUUAGAUGAUGAAGCGUAUAUCGAGGAUGUGAAAGUAAGGGCUCGACCUGGCAACCACAACGACGACGACGAGGAAGGGGAGGAAUACGAUGACGAUGUGUUUGCAGAUUUGUUGAAAUCGGGAGAAGUUGAAGAUGAGGAUGAAUUUUACGGGGAUGGAGAGGAAUAUGACGAGUGGGACCUUGACAACUAUGGCGAUGAGUAUGGUGUAAACUACGAGCAGCCGCAGGAAUUGGAGGGUAACGACAAUGUCAAUGCAAACUGGCAGCAAGAAUUUGCGCAGUUUAAGAAGGAAACUAAGAAUCGGGAAAACGAAUGGGACUCUGACGACGAUUUUGAUAAUGAAGAAGAAGAAGAAGAAGAAGAAACAGAAGAAACAGGGGAUACGCUAGGGGAACUACCGAAUGUCAAAGGGUCCUCCAAAUCAAAGACUAAAUUGCGCAAGAAAAAAGGAGCAAUGACCGACACGAGCUCGUUUUCCAUGUCCUCGUCUGCGCUAUACAGAACAGAGGGAUUAUCGCUUCUUGACGACAGGUAUGAGCAGCUACAUAAGAAGUACACCAAUAAUGAUGAGGCAAAGGCUAACGCGAGCGCGAGUCAUAAAACUUUCAACAUGAAGGAAGAGAGAAACGACUUUGAAGGCAUGUUGGAUGACUUUUUAGAUAACUACGAAUUGGAAAGCGGAGGCCGAAAAUUGGCCAAAAAGGACCAAGAAAAGGCCAAGUUGCAAGCAGCUGCAAAUUCGGUAUCCAGAGGUAAACGGGCGCAAAAGAUGAACAGCGCAUUUGAGAGAUUGCAAAUAGAGUAA
Messenger RNA from Lodderomyces beijingensis, 1278 nucleotides. Lineage: Eukaryota; Fungi; Ascomycota; Pichiomycetes; Serinales; Debaryomycetaceae. The record is from the annotation of a GenBank genome assembly.